ACGUAGGCACGUGACUUCCACCGCGGUCGAGACAAAACAAGGACGGGAGAUAAAGUCGACGGGGUGUCUGCUCCUGCGUUUAUUCUGUGAGAAUUACACAGCCAGUUUGUGGUGUCCUUAUCGUUUGUUAAGUUUUGAGGUUAUCGGUUGUACGUCCUUUGAGAUCUUCUUGUGACGGUGCCGUUCUACAGGCAAGGUAAUAUACUGCACACUUGUACUCACCAACAAACCUUCCAAGAUAGACGUGACUGUAACGGGUUGCCAUCAUCACCAGAAGUGUCACCAGUCAUCAUGCAAGGCUAUGGCGCCUACAGUCUUCAGUUCCAGACCCCACCACCUUUCUUCCCCUUCCCCGCCCCGUCACACCCACUCCAGCUUACGUCACCGUUCUUUCUGAGUCAGUACCCUGACCUUCUGUUUGACGCGCGCUACGGCGCCCACAGGAAGCAGAGACGUAGCCGUACAGCCUUCACCAACCAGCAGCUGGCGGCCCUGGAGAAGACCUUCGCUAAAACACACUACCCGGACGUGGUCAUGAGGGAGAGAUUGGCCAUGAUCACAAGCCUACCUGAGGCCAGGAUACAGAGCCAGUAAAAGACCAAGGGUCAGGAAAGUCCGUGACGACCAGCAAAGACCCACCAGAAUCACAGCGGACAUCCCCCAGUCGUGAUGCCUCACCGACACACUCGCACGAGGAGGAUAGUCUGCGCAAGCCUGGACAUCGCACAUCUGAGAGCACGCCGUUCAUCCCAGACGCCAGUUUCCUCCAGUCCCUCCACGCCACAACCAACAGCCCACCAAAACACCUGGACAUUUUCCGGGGAUUCCCGGCACCAGACGCCACAACGCUUGCAAACUUAGGCUUCUCAAAGCCGCACUUACAAGGUCAAGGACUACCCUUCUCCCUUCCGCUUCCGGCGGCCUCUCACCUCUCGACCUUGACCGCAGCUCCGACGUCAUCACCGUCUGCAGUGACGGCCUCCUCUUCUCUCCUUCCUUGCCCGCUACCAGCAGGAUCGUCUCUCCCACUCGCAGCAGCCGCGUCGUCUCUGCCUCUUGCUGCGUGGUCGUCCUAUUAUUCUUCUGCCUCGCACUUCCACGACUUCCUAAUGCGACACCCCGGUCUGAGAACCUCCAAUACGGACCCACAGCUCCGACUGAGCUCUCCCAUGGCGGGAGGAGGGAUGGGGAAAAGCACCAUGCUCAACUCCAGUAUCGAGAACUUGAGGCUCAGAGCGAGACAGCACGCUGCCUGCCUUGGACUCUUCGACACAGUGACCCGGACGUGACUUCCAGGAAGUUCAGUUGUUUAUUAAAAACCUGGAUGUGGAAAAAAUCAAAUUGGAACAUUUGAACUAUUAGGAAUUUAAUUACUAAUGAUGUUUAUGUGACACAAACGGAACACACAUUAUGCAGGAAACUGACACAUGUGCUUUAGAAAAGAGGAAAAAAAAACCUGGUGAUUGGAGAGUGCCAUUGAUAAAUUUGCAAUUUGGCUUAAACAGCACAUAGGCAUCUUUGGUUGGUGCUUCUAUAAAAAAACUAUGAAUGCUCUGUUAGAUCCAUCUUUUCACCUCUCUCAAACCGUUGUUUCUAAUUCAUAUCAGUUUCGUUUGCAAUUUCUUAGCACCAAGCAGUAAAUGAUUUUGUCCGCGUUAACGCGCUACCUUUUACUCGAAAUUAAUAGCACGCUGUUAGCUUACUUAACCAGGGAGCUGAUGGCUCUAGUUCGAAUCCGUAAGGCGAUGUUCUAAACUUGGGCUAUUUGGGGAGUUUUUACGGCUCUCCGACCAUUUAUCCGAGUUCUAUCGGGGAUGGACAUUAAACUC
Molecule: messenger RNA, 1829 nt
Organism: Aplysia californica (California sea hare)
Lineage: Eukaryota; Metazoa; Mollusca; Gastropoda; Aplysiida; Aplysiidae
Product: diencephalon/mesencephalon homeobox protein 1
Biological process (GO): regulation of transcription by RNA polymerase II
Molecular function (GO): DNA-binding transcription factor activity, RNA polymerase II-specific; RNA polymerase II transcription regulatory region sequence-specific DNA binding
Source: RefSeq, a predicted model, not a curated record